CACUUGAAACCGUCAUAUAAAAAAUAAAACCUAAACCCACAGAAACGCAUAUAUAAAACCCACAGUUCUGUCUCCCUGUCUCUAAACAAUGCCUCUCAAUCUUUAACUCCUUCAGUUUUUUAGGUUUCAAACUCUUUUUCAAUAGUCUUUCUUCUAAACAAUGAAAACCCUGAACCGAAAACUACUCCAACUACCAAACUAUGCAUCCCUCCCCACCCAACCAAACCUCGCCACGUCAUCAUCAUCGCCACCCACAUUGCCACCUAUUCACCACCCAUUGUAUAGCUCUAUGGUUUUCACUUUGGCCGUGUUUAUAGUCGGGCUUUUGUGUAUGGGGCUCUACUCUUUCUACCUACGCCGCGUCUCAGGCGAUUUUUCCUCGUCUGAUCGUCGGGGGGCGAGGAAUUCUUCUCAGCCGUCUGAUCUUCCAAGUAGGACGAUUAAUCAGAGUGUAGGAGUGGACCCCGAGACCGUUCAGGCUUUGCCGGUGUACUCUUACCGUGGGGAGGAGAAGUACCAGAUAGAUUGCGCGAUUUGUCUGAGCGAGUUCGAGGAACACGAGGCUGUCAAGAUGAUACCUUUUUGUAAGCACGUGUUUCAUCCCGAGUGCGUCGACGCGUGGCUUUCGGGUCACGUGACCUGCCCGGUUUGCCGGUCGAGCAGGUUGUUUGAAGGGGAGGAAGGUUUGGGUGUGAAGGAGGAGAAGUGUGAUCAGGGUGUGAGUGGGUCUGAUGAAAGAAGAUUAACGGUGGGGAACCACCAUGACGUGUGUAUCGAGGUGAUGGUGGUUGUGGGGUCAUGUAAUGUGAGGAGGAAUAGUAGUUGUUCGAACUUAGCAAAUCAAGCUAUGUUGCAAAGAACUUUGAGUUUUUGAGACGUGUAAGCUUUGUAUAUCAACAAUAUACUCAUUCCUAAUUAGUUUCUUUUUUA
Molecule: messenger RNA, 930 nt
Organism: Quercus robur (English oak)
Lineage: Eukaryota; Viridiplantae; Streptophyta; Magnoliopsida; Fagales; Fagaceae
Product: RING-H2 finger protein ATL57
Exons: 1
Coding region: 161-874 (237 amino acids)
Source: RefSeq, a predicted model, not a curated record